Messenger RNA from Strongylocentrotus purpuratus (purple sea urchin), 3172 nucleotides. RefSeq lists its product as uncharacterized. Bases 120 to 2636 code for a protein of 838 amino acids. The transcript has 2 exons. NCBI's taxonomy places the organism in Eukaryota, Metazoa, Echinodermata, Echinoidea, Camarodonta, Strongylocentrotidae. The record is from RefSeq and is a predicted model, not a curated record.
AUACAGUCUGCAUUGUGAUAGUGUCCGCACGAGAAUUCUAAAUCACUCUACACAAAGAUCGGCAUACUGCAUCGACAAUUAUCACGAGAAACUUGGGCAAGAGUGCCCAACGAAGCAACAUGGAUCCGAAGACUAACGAAACACCCCUUCUAACUAAGAUUCUUCGUCGCUUUAAAGGACAGAGCGAUAAGAACAAACGAUGUGCGAAAUAUUCACCAGCAGACAGGCAGAAUGACAUCAAACAUGUUACUGGAGACGGCCAUGCUAGUAGCCCUUGCGGAUGUCACUGUGUUGCCUUCUGUCGAAAGAGUCUGGAUGAAAAUCAUUCCUCAGACUCUCUUGUCCAUUCUAAGUUCUCCGUCUCGAAGAGAUGUAUUGAUCCUCAGUUCACUUUCCCCGAGACGUUUUGCCCGAACUCUAUCGUGAUGCACGAAGGCUAUUCAAGUUUGUGCGAGUUGCUCGAUCAGUUUCAUAGGUCCUCCCCCUCCACGGCUACCCUGACGAAACCGUGUAAGCGUGAUUCCCAAAUUCAAACGGACCCACUACCAAAUCUGCCUCCUCUUGGCUCUCACGAACAAAUUCUGCUCAUUAAUACGAACACCAGCCCCGCUCAAAGUCCUAAACUUUACAGUUCUCAAAUAGCUGAAAAGCAGUGUCCAAUCCCGACCGAGACAACUCAACGAGAGUCGUUUGACCAAACCACCUCCUCCGGAUAUUCCACGUGUUCAUUUGUUCGAAAGACAAGUGCUUCUCGUACUCAUAGUUAUCCAUCUCUGCCGCAAGAUGCACCCUUGAGUCCGGGCAUGGGGAACUUCCGAUUUGACUACAGACUCAGAACGUCAAGUUGUAUGCUGGUGUCGCCCACUAGGAGUGAUUCAAGCCAACCAAGCGAAUUUCAGCAUAACAUUAUGAGUACAGAUCGUGAGCAUUGGGAUCAGGAGUCAUCUUCCGUUUCGACGGGCUUUGGUAGUAGACCAUCACGAACCCAAAGCCAAUCGACACCCACCCAUGAGAACCACCAUGACGAUUUUGUUGCUCCCGAUCACAGGCGUCGAUCUCUGUCCGAUUCGUAUGCGUGUGAAGCUUUGCGGGGGGCAAAGCGGGGCGAGAAAAUGCUUAAGAUGAGGAGGAAUGGAUCUGAUGGGAAAAAUGGAAGUUUUUCACCGGGACUCAUUUCACCGUACCGCGAAGAUAAACUGAAAAGUACGCUCGCAUUCGAGGAUAAGUUGUCGAAGAAAACAGCCUUCUCCACUUUCCUGGAUAAGAUGCCUAAACUGAGUCUCCUCAAACGGUUCAAAGAAAAGUCCUUGCAGUACGAGAGCGUUCCAGACCUGAGUAAAUUUGGAACCCCAAAGACAACACGAAGACUAAAAAGCAUUUGUAGAAAUGUCCGAUCACAUGAGCAGCUUGACCAAGAAGGGAUGAGACAUUAUCGGGCUUGUUUAGUAAGUUCUUCAAAGACACAGGGAAGUAGUCCUCAACAUUCUGAUUGUGGCUACAUCGAUCCUGAUACGGUGUCCCGAAAUUUCAGCAAGAAAAACGCUCUUAAUCUGACGAAAUCGGUGAGAAAAACCAUGUCUAUCAAUUCAAUUGACACUAAUGUACGGAACGUCACCUGUGGUUCAGUGGAUACGACUCCGUACCACCGAAGCGCUUUACAUCCCCCCGCCCCUCGAUCUAGCAAUCUGGCAGAUGUGGUAGGACACCAGGACAGCGAUGAAUUCUAUAUGACCUUUGACCCCAAUUUGAACCCACCAUGUCUCCAAACAGCAGAAUCAUACGAAACGCCGCUGAUGAUCAGGAGACCGCUUCGUCAGAGUAAUGGCAUCGCAUCGGACAACAAGCGCUUGGACCAGAACGGCCAGAGGUCACGGUACGAGAGACUCGGGAACGCCGAAGAAGACGAUAUUGACCACACAACCACUUCAAAUAGCUGUUGGUCCAUCAUGCCGCCCAAGCACCUGUGGAGGCAACGCUCUGCGAUCAACCACGACAAUCGCAAGUACAUGCCACUGCCUCCAUUACCGACAGAAGACAAGAAGCAAGAUAUCUACCAGGAAAUACCGUGUGAUACCGUCUUUACUCCCACCUGGGCGUCAUCUCCGCCAUGUACACCCAUGUCUUCACGUCAUCCUUCCACGCUCGAAUACACCUCCUCUCAAAGAGACUUCUACCCGUAUCCAUCUAAUGAGGACAUGCACCAUGCUGUCCACCCCCAGUCGAAGUCUAGGUUUGGUAUAUUUACACACUCUCCCUCCAGUUCACCCGGUAACCUGACAUCGCCACCCCGAUCACCAGGGCAUGGAAAUGUAUUCUUCUCUGAGGAGUUCAUGGCUAAGAAGCUCCCAGUGGUCUCGGAGAAUGGCAUGCGGAGACGACCGGACUACAUCUCCGUGCACCCCACGGACUUGUCUGAAGAUGGGGUGGAUACCAGGGAGACGGGUGCACGAUCUCCUCCGCUGCACGUGGCGCAUCGUAACCUAAAACGUACGCUUCGCGUACCAAACAUGCCUGUAAGACAGACUCAAUACCAAGGGUACCACCCCAGCUCCUCUGUGGAAGACAAUAAGUGUGAUGUGAGGGGAAAUGUUUCUAGAGGGAAAAUCAGGAUUCCACCCAUCUUCCUUCAACAAUAGGCUUCACUAGACGAGUUCAUUUGGACCUAAAUUGCCCUCUAGCCCCAAAAUCUUUUCCCUUAUCCAUUAUGUACAAUCAUCAGGAUAGACAGUGUCAAGUUUUAUGUAUCAAGUGAGGAUCUCUAUUAAAAACGGCGAUUACAAUUUUUACAGAUAUUCCGGGACGAUUUGAACCAAUAGAUCACUGGAUGGACGCGAAAAAUGCGGAUAUUUUCCUGGGUCACUUCCUGCAACUAACAAAAACACUCUCAUUAUUAUUCAAAGGUGUUGAAACCAAUUAUGAAGGAGGCAUGUUUUUACAAAAAAAUCACAUGUUUACUGGCAGAUUUGCCAGUAAAAUUGCCAAUGGUAGGGAGCACGUUUCUUUAUAUUAUUUUACAUAUUAUCAUGCCAAAGAAAAGCGGUUGCAAUUGCCCCCUCUCGAAAGUGCAUAACUUAAGUGGUCAUCUCAUAGUCUACAAUGUGAAUGAGCUACUAAAAUGACAACAUUGCUCUAUAUAAUAGGUAUAAUACCUUUAUUAUCAUGACAUUUUUUU